Messenger RNA from Peromyscus leucopus (white-footed mouse), 5367 nucleotides. RefSeq names its product ArfGAP with RhoGAP domain, ankyrin repeat and PH domain 1 (gene Arap1). Lineage: Eukaryota; Metazoa; Chordata; Mammalia; Rodentia; Cricetidae. The record is from RefSeq and is a predicted model, not a curated record. Gene Ontology annotation, molecular function: GTPase activator activity; protein binding; phosphatidylinositol-3,4,5-trisphosphate binding. Gene Ontology annotation, cellular component: cytoplasmic vesicle; trans-Golgi network; plasma membrane. Gene Ontology annotation, biological process: positive regulation of GTPase activity; signal transduction. The transcript has 35 exons. The coding region runs from base 413 to 4786 and encodes 1457 amino acids.
CACCCACAGGGCCAGCAGGCUCACUAGUGGCCCCACCGCUGCUGCUGCUGCUGCUGCCCAAACCUCUGGGGUGCCGCUCUUCAUCCCCCCCUGGACUGUCUCGCCCGCAGCGUCCUUGGUCCUCUUCUGUAGGCUCCCUGGGCCCUGUACAUUCGGUUCCCUUUGCAUGGAACUGUGUCCUUCCUGUCUCCACCCGGCGAGGCCCAGGGUAGGAGGGCUCUGGAAGCCUUCCUGCUUGCCUCACAGAGGCAGCCCGUUCUCCAAAGGCUCUGUGGGCUCCAGCAGGGGACUUGGCGGCCACCUCGGAGCACCAUGAGGAGCCUUUGGGAAUAGGAACAACCUCUCCAGAGGCCCGGGAGAACGUGGUGGCCGGUCUGAGCCUGGCCCUGGGCCUCUGCUGCCCGAAGAAGCCAUGGCAGAAAGCAGCGAUGCCGCUCUGUCGGUAGCUGAGUGGCUUCGGGCGCUGCACCUGGAGCAGUACACAGCCCUCUUUGAGCAGCAUGGACUGGUGUGGGCCACCGAAUGCCAAGGCCUCAGUGAUACCAUCCUGUUGGACAUGGGCAUGCACCUCCCUGGCCACCGCCGCCGAAUCCUGGCUGGUCUGCUCCGUGCCCAUGCACCCCCCGCCCCCGCGCCUCGCCCUGCCCCGCGGCCUGUGCCCAUGAAGCGACACAUCUUCCGUUCACCGCCUGCGCCCGUCACUCCACCUGAACCGCCGCCCACGGCGGCGGCGCCCACGGCUGCAGAGGAUGAGGGGCUACCUGCGGCCCCGCCUAUUCCACCCCGAAGGAGCUGUCUCGCACCUGCCAGCUUCACUCCCCCAUCCACAGCUUCCGCGGACCCUGUGCUGCCCCCGCUGCCUGCCAAGCGACACUCCUUAGAACCAAGUGUUCCUCCUGUCCCUCCUCGCACUGGACCCCCCUACCCGCAGACCAGCCUUCCCUCUAAGGAGGAGGCAUUGCAGCCACAGGUGUCACCCCGUCCCCAACCAGAGCCUUCAGAGACCCUGUCCGCCCUCCUGUCUGCCUUCCCCCAGGGGCCUCAGCAGCCUCUGUCUCCGGCUCCCUGUCCUCCUGAGAUCCCUCCCAAGCCUCCCCGCCUGUUCCCAGAGUUUGACGACUCUGACUACGAUGAUAUCCCAGAGGAGGGGCCGCGGGCCCCAGCCAACGUGAUGACCAAGGAGGAGCCCUUGCCAAGCCGAGUCCCACGGGCCGUACGGGUGGCUAGUCUGCUGAGCGAGGGGGAGGAGCUGUCUGGGGAUGAUGCCGAAGAUGAGGAUGACCAUGCCUAUGAGGGUAUCCCCAAUGGCGGGUGGCCCACCGGUGGCCUGAACCCACCCUUCCGCAGCCUGAUCCCCGAUCUCCCGCCACACCCCAUGGAUGAGCUGCCUGGGGGCUCCACCCCCAUCACACCGGUCAUCAAGGCUGGCUGGCUGGACAAGAACCCACCACAGGGGUCCUAUAUCUAUCAAAAGCGAUGGGUGAGACUGGAUGCUGACUACCUGCGAUACUUCGACAGUAACAAGGACGCCUACUCCAAGCGCUUUGUCCCUGUAGCCGGCAUCUGCCAGGUAGCUGCUAUCGGAGACCAGAAGUUUGAAGUGAUCACAAACAGUCGGACCUUCGCCUUCCGGGCAGAGAGCGACGUGGAGCGGAAUGAGUGGAUGCAGGCUUUGCAGCAGGCAGUGGCUGAGCUGCGAGCCCGUGCCCGGCUCUCUAGUGCCUCUCUGUUGGGAGUUCGAGGUACUGAGCAGCCUGACCGUGCUGGCAGCCUGGAGCUCCGAGGCUUCAAGAAUAAGCUUUAUGUGGCAGUGGCUGGGGACAAAGUACAACUCUACAAGAAUCUGGAGGAGUUCCAGCUGGGCAUUGGUAUCACCUUCAUCGACAUGAACGUGGGCAACGUGAAGGAAGUGGACCGGCGCAGCUUUGACCUCACGACCCCCUACCGUAUCUUCAGCUUCUCAGCCGAUUCAGAGUCAGAGAAGGAGCAGUGGCUGGAGGCCAUGCAGGGAGCCAUCGCAGAGGCCCUGUCUACCUCAGAGGUGGCCGAGCGCAUCUGGGCUGCUGCCCCCAACAGGUUCUGUGCAGACUGUGGGGCUCCCCAACCUGACUGGGCCUCCAUCAAUCUCUGCGUCGUCAUCUGUAAGAGCUGUGCAGGGGAGCACCGUGGCCUGGGGGCUGGAGUGUCCAAGGUGCGGAGCCUGAAGAUGGACAGGAAGGUGUGGACAGAAACACUCAUCCAGCUCUUCUUACAGCUGGGCAAUGGCCCUGGGAACCACUUCUGGGCCGCCAACGUGCCCCCUAGUGAGGCCCUGCAGCCCAGCAGCAGCCCUGGUGCCAGGCGAUACCACCUGGAGGCCAAGUACAGAGAGGGCAAGUACCGCCGCUACCACCCACUCUUUGGCAACCAAGAGGAGCUGGACAAGGCCCUGUGUGCUGCAGUGACUACCACGGACCUGGCUGAGACCCAGGCACUCCUGGGCUGUGGGGCUGGGGUCAGCUGCUUCUCAGGGGACCCGGCAGCUCCCACACCCCUGGCUCUCGCUGAGCAGGCUGGACAGACGCUGCAGAUGGAGUUUCUACGGAAUAACCAGAGCACAGAGGUCCCUCGGCUGGACUCAGGGAAGCCCUUGGAAAAGCACUACUCCGUUAUCCUGCCGACUGUGAGCCACAGUGGCUUCCUGUACAAAACUGCUUCUGCCGGCAAGCCUCUACAGGACCGCCGGGCCCGGGAAGAGUUCAGCCGGCGCUGGUGUGUCCUUAGUGAUGGGGUCCUGAGUUACUACGAGAAUGAACGGGCAGUGACACCCAAUGGGGAGAUUCGGGCCAACGAGAUUGUAUGCCUGGCAGUUUCCCCUCUGGACACCCACGGCUUUGAACACACCUUUGAGGUGUACACAGAGGGAGAACGGCUGUACCUGUUUGGGCUGGAGAAUGCAGAGCUGGCUCACGAGUGGGUCAAGUGCAUUGCCAAGGCAUUCGUGCCUCCCCUGGCUGAGGACCUGCUAGCCCGGGACUUUGAGCGGCUUGGGCGCCUCCCCUACAAAGCUGGCCUGAGCCUCCAGCAGGCCCAGGAAGGCUGGUUCGCCUUGGCUGGCUCUGAGCUCCGGGCUGUCUUCCCAGGGGGGCCCUGGGAAGAGCCACUGCAGCUCCGGAGACUGCAAGAGCUUUCCAUCCAAGGAGACAACGAGAACCAAGUUCUGGUGCUGGUAGAGCGGAGGAGGACGCUGUACAUCCAGGGCGAGCGGCGACUGGACUUCAUGGGUUGGCUCGGGGCCAUCCAGAAAGCAGCAGCCAGCUUGGGAGACACACUGUCAGAGCAACAGCUUGGGGACUCAGACAUCCCGGUGAUUGUGUACCGCUGUGUGGACUACAUCACACAGUGUGGCUUGACCUCGGAGGGGAUCUAUCGAAAGUGUGGUCAGACCUCGAAGACCCAGAGACUGCUGGAGAGCCUGCGGCAGGAUGCGCGCUCUGUACACCUCAAAGAGGGAGAGCAGCAUGUGGAUGACGUCUCCUCUGCACUCAAACGCUUCCUGCGGGACCUGCCUGAUGGGCUCUUCACUCGUGCGCAGCGCCUGGCCUGGCUGGAGGCCUCUGAGAUCGAGGAUGAGGAGGAAAAGAUCUCCAGGUACCGAGAGCUCUUGGUGCAUCUGCCCCCUGUCAACCGGGCCACCGUGAAGGCCCUUAUCAGCCAUCUGUACUGUGUACAGUGCUUCUCAGACACAAACCAAAUGAACACACACAACCUGGCCAUCGUGUUCGGGCCCACACUCUUCCAGACGGAUGGGCAGGACUACAAGGCCGGCAAGGUGGUGGAAGACCUCAUCAACCACUAUGUGGUGGUGUUUAGUGUGGACGAGGAGGAGCUGAGGAAGCAGAGGGAGGAAGUCACUGCCAUUGUGAAGAUGCGAGUGGCUGGCACUGCCAGUGGGACCCAGCAUGCCGGUGACUUCAUCUGCACCGUGUACCUGGAGGAGAAGAAGGUGGAGACUGAGCAGCAUGUCAAGAUCCCGGCAUCCAUGACAGCAGAGGAGCUUGCCCUGGAGAUCCUGGACCGCCGCAAUGUGAGCAUCAGGGAAAAGGACUAUUGGACUUGCUUUGAGGUCAACGAGAAGGAGGAGGCAGAGCGCCCGUUACACUUUGCGGAGAAGGUGCUGCCCAUUGUGCAUGGGCUGGGCAUAGACAGCCACCUGGUGGUGAAGAAGUACCAGUCCAUGGAGGCCAUGCUGUUGUAUUUGGCCAGCCGUGUGGGUGACACCAAACAUGGCAUGAUGAAGUUCCGUGAGGACCGAAGCCUCCUGGGUCUGGGGCUGCCCUCAGGUGGCUUCCACGAUCGCUACUUCAUUCUCAACAGCAGCUGCCUACGGCUCUACAAGGAGGUUCGGAGCCAAAGGCCGUGGAGCGGGGCCCCUGAGACCAGUCACCGGCCCGAGAAGGAGUGGCCUGUCAAGAGCCUCAAAGUCUACCUGGGUGUAAAGAAGAAACUGCGGCCACCUACUUGCUGGGGCUUCACCGUGGUCCACGAGACAGAGAAGCACGAGAAGCAGCAAUGGUACCUCUGCUGCGACACUCAGAUGGAACUCCGGGAGUGGUUUGCCACUUUCCUCUCUGUACAGCACGACGGCCUGGUGUGGCCCUCGGAGCCCUCUCGAGUGUCCCGGGCAGUGCCCGAGGUCCGGAUGGGCAGUGUAUCACUGAUCCCUCUGCGUGGCAGUGAAAACGAAAUGCGCCGGAGUGUGGCAGCCUUCACUGCUGACCCCCUUUCUCUCCUCCGUCAUGUCUGAGCAUAGGAGUCAUUCCUGGCUCUGGGACACCGUCAACUGCCACUAGGAAGCCUUCCUGUUCAGACACCCUCGUGCUCUGUGUGCUUGGUGUGAGCCAGCGGAACACACGGGGAAGCCGUACCCACACCCCACAUCCUGACUGCAGCACAGGCUCCCGGGCUGGGCAGGAACGGGGGGCCGGCAAUGGGAUUUUCCUGGGGCGGGGCCCUUCCCUGCUCUCCAGGCUUACAGUGCUCCUGACCUGGCUUGCUUACCCAGGCUCGCUCUCCUUGAGUUCGUGGAGUUGGAGAGAGGGCCAGAAAUCAGGAGCUCGGCAAGAGAGGCUGGAGGAUUUGGGGCCCCGCUGGGAGGGAGCCCACCCCCUUCCCAUAGGCUCCAGAGCAGCAAAAAGCUGGUAAUCUGAAAGAACUCCUAGGGAGUCUGGGAGGGAGCUGGUGGGAAGCUUUACCAGCUCAAAGCUGGACCUGGGGUUGUCAGCCCACUUCUGGUGUGCGCUGCCGGGAGGCCCAGGCUGUGGCUGUCUGCUACCCCUCCCCCACUUUGGAUACUUUUUGAUAAUAUAAAUAUAUCUGUAUAUUUUA